UCAGCCUGCCGAGCGCCUCACGGUGCGAGCGCACCGAGUGGGAGGCGACAACCUGCACCGACAGCUACACACAGACUCCGUCACAGUUGUUGGCCGUUUGUUGUGGUCCGAAGAAGACAUCAAGGAGCAUCAAGACGGACAAAAAUGGAAAAUGAGGGCAGAAGAAAAAUGAAGGAGAAAUUUGGCCUGAGGCGGGACAUCUUUAAGGAGUUCCUGGCGGAAUUUCUGGGGAUAUUUGUCCUGAUACUCUUUGGAUGCGGUUCAGUGGCCCAGACGGUGCUGAGUAAAGGGGCGCUCGGGGAGCCGCUGACCAUCCAUGUUGGUUUUACUCUGGGAGUCAUGAUGGCCGUCUUCAUGGCAGGGGGAGUGUCAGGAGGCCAUGUAAACCCUGCAGUCUCUCUGGCCAUGGUUAUUCUGGGGAAGCUGCCACUCAAGAAGUUCCCCGUGUAUGUGGCAGCACAGUUCCUUGGGGCUUUUGCUGGAUCCUGUGCUGUUUUUGGUUUGUAUUAUGAUGCAUUGAUGGACUACACCAAAGGAGAAUUUGCAGUUACUGGUCCAAAUGCCACCGCCAACAUAUUCGCAUCUUAUCCUGCAGAGCAUCUCUCAGUCAUAAAUGGGUUCGUUGAUCAGGUAAUUGCAACUGGAGCACUGAUCCUGUGCAUCUUGGCAAUCACUGACAGGAAGAAUAUUGGUGCCCCGAAGGGCAUGGAGCCUCUGUGCGUUGGUCUGAUCAUCAUGGCUAUUGGAGUGUCCAUGGGCCUAAACUGUGGCUAUCCAAUAAAUCCGGCACGAGACCUCGGCCCACGGUUCUUCACAGCUGUGGCUGGGUGGGGCAUGGAAGUGUUCAGAGCUGGGGGCUGUUGGUGGUGGAUCCCUGUGGCAGGACCCAUGGUGGGUGGAGCGGUUGGAGCUGGGAUUUACUUUCUCUUCAUUGACUUGCACCAACCUGAGCCUCAAAAACAGGAGGACAACAAUGUCCAGGACAAAUAUGAAAUAAUUACUAUGAGUUAAAGUUUAGAAUAAUGUUAUAGGAGCAAAUAAAAUAGAAAAAGCCACAUUUUCAUGUAUGAAAGCAGUCAGGAACAUUUCUACAUUUAUAAACUGGAGAAAAUUUACAGUUUAAUACAAAGCAACAGAACCUGACUAAACUAUUUUCUGGUAUUUUAUUCAUAUAAACUCAUAGCUAUUUUAUGAAGAAUUUAAAGUCUCUUUUGUAG
Messenger RNA from Melanotaenia boesemani (Boeseman's rainbowfish), 1217 nucleotides. It is a transcript of the gene aqp9b, whose product is annotated as aquaporin 9b. The coding region runs from base 145 to 1011 and encodes 288 amino acids. NCBI's taxonomy places the organism in Eukaryota, Metazoa, Chordata, Actinopteri, Atheriniformes, Melanotaeniidae. Gene Ontology annotation, molecular function: glycerol channel activity; urea transmembrane transporter activity; water channel activity. Gene Ontology annotation, biological process: glycerol transmembrane transport; water transport. Gene Ontology annotation, cellular component: basolateral plasma membrane; plasma membrane. The transcript has 6 exons. The record is from RefSeq and is a predicted model, not a curated record.